This is a messenger RNA of Trichomonas vaginalis G3, 564 nucleotides long. RefSeq lists its product as uncharacterized. The transcript has a single exon. The coding region runs from base 1 to 564 and encodes 187 amino acids. Lineage: Eukaryota; Parabasalia; Trichomonadida; Trichomonadidae. The record is from RefSeq and is a predicted model, not a curated record.
AUGUUCGAGAAAAAGUUCAACAUUGAAGUACAAACUUUACAGCCUUUACGUGAGUUUCUUGCACAACUGAAGGAAGAAGGUAGUCGGCCACAACUUAUAGACUUUCAUUAUGAAUUUAAUGAAAAUGAAGAUGGAACUCAUGACUGUCAAUUCAUUGUAUUCUCACCAUUCAAUGAAGUAGCUAAAAAGAAAAAAAAUCCAUUACGUAUAAGAUUUCAAAUCUCUGAACCAAAUGAUGACUUCAAAAAUGUUUUCAAUUAUUAUGCAAUGCUUCCGAGGAAAAAUGAAUUUUCAAAGAUUGUAACACCUGGCAUUUGGGAUAGAAAGCAAGCUAUAUUAUAUUCAAACUUAAGUAAGGGAGUUGAAAAUGAGUUCAUUGGUCAUACAAGAACUUCACCACUGCCAAAUCCUAAGUAUUACAAGCUUACUGGCUUCAAUCGUGAGUUUUGGAUAGACAUGUUCUCCACUCAUGACCAUAAAGCACCUGUUUUGCUACCUCCAGACCAUAAGGACUGUCUCUACAUUGAAGCACAACUCUUAAACUCUACCAUCGCAGUAUUGUAA